Molecule: messenger RNA, 714 nt
Organism: Miscanthus lutarioriparius
Lineage: Eukaryota; Viridiplantae; Streptophyta; Magnoliopsida; Poales; Poaceae
Source: the annotation of a GenBank genome assembly
AUGCUGCUGCCAUGCAAGCUCGCACUGCCCGAGCCAGGUCACACGGGGCCGCUUUGGGCCGCCACCCUCGCCGAACGCCAUACCGCACUUGCCACCGUGUUGGGAGGAGAAGAGAGGUGUGGGAGUGAGCAAAGUAUCGGCCGCGAAUGUUCGCGUUGGCUCGGGUUGAUGAUAAAGCAGGUUCCCAAACUCAACCUUUCAAAGGUUCCAGGCUGCGUCCCGUCGCUACCUCAUCGUCCUCGCCCACGAACAGCCAAGAGCAAGCUGCCGCCUCAUUCGAGCUCGCCCAACACACGACACUACAGCCGCGGCCGACCUCGGGCGCUCGCUGCCGCCACCUCAGCACCUCAUGCUCCGGCCGCAACGGUGGUCAGGCCCCGUCACCGUCUUCCACGCCGACGGGGACCAGCUCGCGCCGCCUGCGCGCACCCGCUGUGUUGCGGUGGCUCCCGACGGGGACGAGCUUGUGCGUGGAGCACCAGCUGCGGCUCGGCUGCGCCGGCGUCCGUGUCCACGCCAAGCCCCUAUUCUCGUGACCCUGUGGAUGAGCUCGUGUUGCCCGUGGCGGCUAGGCCGGGGCUCCCACCGGCCGGAGCUGAGACUUGGAUCCGUAUCUCUGGAAUUGAAGGGAAGGGAAGGACCGGGCUUCCUGUGCUUGGAGUGCAAGGGGACGGGAAGAUGAACAGGUCUAGUGGCUAUGCGAUGAGUUCGUAG